Haliotis rubra (blacklip abalone) is the source of this 693-nucleotide messenger RNA. RefSeq names its product iduronate 2-sulfatase-like. Bases 127 to 630 code for a protein of 167 amino acids. The transcript is spliced from 2 exons. Gene Ontology annotation, molecular function: iduronate-2-sulfatase activity. The record is from RefSeq and is a predicted model, not a curated record. NCBI's taxonomy places the organism in Eukaryota, Metazoa, Mollusca, Gastropoda, Lepetellida, Haliotidae.
GAGCUUGACAACUUAGGACUUUCUAACAAUACCAUCAUAUCCUUCUGGGGUGAUCAUGGGUGGCAGUUGGGAGAACAUUCAGAAUGGGAGAAGCACAACAACUUUGAAGACGCCACCCAUGCUCCCAUGAUGAUACACAUUCCUGGAGUCACUGACAAAGGUGUGGUGACAGAGCACCUGACGGAAUUUGUCGAUUUGUACCCGACUCUAGUUGAUGCUGCAGAACUUCCUAAACUUGAAACGUGUCCACCGAACUCUCAAAACAUCAGUCUGUGCACAGAAGGUACUAGUAUGGUCCCACUCAUGACAAAUCCAACAAUGCCAAACUGGAAAUCUGCUGCUUUCUCCCAGUACCCUCGAGGGGGAGACGGUCUCCAUGGUGAUGUCACCAUGGGUUACACCAUGAGGACAGACAUGUAUCGCUACACAGAGUGGAUCAACUUCAAAGGCAGGCCUAUCUAUACACCGAUGUGGGACCAGGUACAGGCAGCUGAACUCUAUGAUCAUAUGAAUGACCCAGAAGAGAACUGGAACCGAGCCGAUGACCCAUCCUACAAAGACAUCAGGGCCGAGCUGUCCAGGAAACUGAAGAUGGGCUGGAGGGGAGCUGUGCCUGACAAACACGUCUGAAAUCGCCAAUAUCAGUUGUAUCUUGUUUUCAUGUGAUAUUUGUGAUAAAGAUGGUCAGUAGCA